UGCGAAUGUUAGCAUGGGGUUGUCGUUCCCGAGCUAUGACCUGUGAAUGUCUCCAAAAUCUCCAGCUGUCCUACAACUACUCAGGCAGCUGGACUUGCCAGCCAGCGCCAACAAGGCUCAGAUUCGGGCAGCCUACCUCCGCAAGGUCAAGGUGCUGCAUCCAGAUGUUGCUGGAAAGUCCGCCGAGGAGAGAUUCCGGCAGCUGAAAGAGGACUACGAACAUGGGAUGGAGGCGCUCAAGAAGGGCGCACAAGCACAACAUUCUCACCGUGGGCAUUCCAGACAUGCCUAUGGAGCGCAGGAUUUCUCCCAACGCCCGCACCAUCACUCGACCCAUGGACAUCGCCGCCAUUGGGACCCAAAUCCAUGGCGACACAGCAAGGACGGGCCAAACAUGGCUCACAGGCUACGCAACAUGAGUUUCGCAGCAUUUGGAGUUUUUGGGCUCAGCAUCUACAUGUUGACUCCUUCACCAAACUAUGCUGCAGCCCCUCCGCGCUUCCAGGAGGACUCCAACUCCAAACAAAGAGAAGCAGACAUCAAACGCGCCGAGAUGGAGGCUGAACAAAUUGCUGCCAGGACAUCGGCAGAAGGAGGACCUGCAACUCCUGCUGCUUACACGAGGGAAAAGUCGGACUACUACAAGAACCGCUUAACGAGAAGCUCAGUUCGGGUCAGAGGUCGGGAAAAGCGUGAAGGCAUUCAAUACUCAGCAAGAGCCCUGGUACUGCCCAAGCAGUCCUACAGGACCAUUGGAAACAAAGAGUGGAGACGCGAGCCGACAGAAGCGGCUGAGCAAGGAGAUGCUGAAGAAACUGCUGCUGAAGAAACUGCUGCUGAAGUGUCGCCUCAGGCCCCUUCAGGUGAGCAUUCAGCUGGACUUGGUGGUUUUGCUUCACCCCGUAGUCAAGAGGAGCACGAUCUGUUGGACGUGUCCCCAUAUGUGGAGCUUGUCACUAAGGUCAUGGAAGGGCUCAGAGGUGAUGCAUUUCUGAUGGCAAAAGACUUGGGUCUGAACGCAUUGAUGGAUGUUGGCCCUCCUACCGGACUGGAAUUGCUGGUGGAGAGAAUCAAGGAGCAUGUGUUCCCUUUGAGGUCACAUGAGGCAAGGGAGCUUUUCAGGCUCGGUCAACAGGCAAAUGGCCCCCUCAGUCGACAGUCUGCAGAGACGAUCUUGUCCUUCAUUGGAAGGAGGAAACGAUGGUGGAUUCAGCUUAAGGAGCUCGACCCAGAGAUGGCAAUUUCCACCCAGAUGCGAGCUGAACUUCUCCUUGAAACAUCAGGCCUAAGCCGUCAGGAACAACUCAUGAUCAAGACUGCCUGCCCAAAGCCCAGCUUUGAGGGAUACAGCGAGAUCUUGUUGGAACACCAUGGAAGGAUCCACUUGAGGGAUUCGAGGAAUUUGGCCCCUCCUUCAAGGCCCUUUCAAUCGAAAGGAGCAGGAAAGAACAAAGGAAAGGGGUGGUAUCGAUCAGGCUACAUUGCAGGUGAGUACGAUGGCCAUGCAGGUGAUGAAGCAGCAGACGAUGCAGACAACUAUGACUGGAAUGGGGACUACGACAAUGGAGCCUAUGUUGGGUAUGGUGAUGAGCCCAGUACUGAGGACCCAGAUGAUUGUGACUGGGUGUCAGAUGAAGAUCUUGGCAUUGCUCUGACAGCUAUGGCUGCCUGUGACAUGGACGAGACCUCAACAGAGGGUCUUGAGGAACUUGGAGAGGCAUGCCAACACCAGUUGCAGGCCUACGCUGCUGUAGGCUAUGGACACUGGGCAGGUGACCCAGAAUGCAAAAUGCCAAACAAGAAGCCGAAUGCCACUGCAUCGGUCCCAGGUCAAGUGCCGAGCCAAGGUCCACGUGUGCCUAGGAUGCCUGCCUUUCGUGCCAAGCGAGAGAACCCAAUGGAUGACAUGACCCUUCCACCAGGGAGCGACCAUGUCUUCACGUUUGGGCAGCACAAAGGGUACACAUACCAUGAGGUAAUCCAGGAGAUCCUUGGAAAGUUCUCGGUCGGGAAGACUGAAGAAGGAAGCUUCAGGUACUGUGGACGUCGGUUUACCCAGCACGAUGAUUUCACAAUCGAAAUCGAUGCUGAGGAGAACACCAGAGGAAUCAAGCCAAUUUUGAUUGACAAGUCCCGCAAGGGAACUGACGUUGUCACGGAAAAGGAGCUGACAAGUCUCCGGUCAGUGACGGGAUCACUGGCGUGGGUAGCACGGUACUGUCGUGCAGACUUAGCAUACAAAGUGAAUGAGCUGCAGAGACUUUGCAAUCCAAAGGCCACGGUGUCAGACUUGAGGCUGGCAAACAAGGCUGUUGAACUGGCGCACCAGAAUCAGAACAUGAAACUGGUGUACAAGGCCAAUUGGAUUGACUGGAAGGAUCUUGCAGUGGUGACGUACAGCGAUGCGUCAUUUGCAAAUCAGCCUGGAUACAAGUCGCAGCAGGGCAGAAUCCACUAUCUGUCUACCGCUUCGCGUUUCCGUGACCAUAGUAUCCAUGUGAUCGGGUUCGCUUCCUCAACAUUGAAGCGAGUGUGCAGAGCAACUUUACAAGCUGAGUCAUACGCACUUCAGAGUGCAGUGGAGCACGGUGACCGCUUGAGAUGUGUCCUGUGUGAAAUGACCGGCAAGCUGGCCACGAUGACAGACUGGCAUGAACAAUGUCAGAUGAAGAUGAAACACGUUUGGGUGUCUGACUGCAUGAGCUUGGUCGAACACCUGAAUGCGGAAGUGCCCAAGAAAGUCCAAGAUAAGAGACUUGGGACUGAACUUGCGGCACUGAGGCAGUCCUUGUGGACCGGGAAUGGCCAGAAGAGCUGCCAGGAGUAUGCGCCCUGCGGGGACGAGCUGUGGUGGAUUGAGACCGCCAAAAUGCUAGCCGACGCUUUGACAAAGUCAAUGCGUCCGGACUUGCCGGUAAGAGUUGUACAGACUGGCCGUAAUUCAAUGACAUGA
Cladocopium goreaui is the source of this 2953-nucleotide messenger RNA. NCBI's taxonomy places the organism in Eukaryota, Dinophyceae, Suessiales, Symbiodiniaceae. The record is from the annotation of a GenBank genome assembly.